AUGUUCAAAAUGAGAAGAAAAAACAUUUAUCAAUAUUGUGUUAGUGUAUGUGUGUUAUUGUACAUUUACUAUUUCUUUGGUGUCAGUGACUAUGUGUUUUCCAAGAGUUUCGAAAAUAACUUCGAUUAUCCUUUAAAUAUUGACAUUCGACCAAUUGUGAAUGAUAUACUAUCAGGAAAAAAGCCCAGUGUCACACCGAUAAACUAUUAUCCUUAUAGGUUCUUGACUAAUUCAGGAAAAUGUUCUACAAUGAAACAAUUGGAUUUAUUCAUUAUAGUUAAAUCAGCGAUGGGCCAUUUUGACCAACGAUCGGCGAUACGACAGACAUUCGCUAAAGAAAACGUAGUGCCUGGAAAGACAGUCCAAACUUUAUUUUUCCUAGGCAUAGAUAAAGAACCAAAGUCGGAAACUCAAAUAAAAAUAGAUGAAGAAAUGGCGCAAUACAAAGACAUAAUACAAAUCGAUUUUCUAGAUACAUAUUUUAAUAAUACAAUAAAAACUAUGAUGUCAUUCCGCUGGUUGUACGAGCAUUGUCCAAUAGCUGAUUACUAUCUAUUUACAGAUGAUGACAUGUACAUUUCUGUGAAAAAUUUGUUGAGUUACGUUGAUAGUGAAGAAGACAGCGUGAAAAGUGAGAAAGAGAGAGUGUUAUUCGCUGGUUACGUCUUCAAAUCCAUUCCACAGCGAUUUCGUUCGAGUAAAUGGAGGGUGUCUUUAGAAGAAUAUCCGUGGGACAAGUGGCCGCCGUAUGUUACCGCAGGGGCGUUUGUUCUAUCCAAUAAAUCUAUGAAGAUGUUAUAUGUAGCAAGUUUAUUUGUAAAACAUUUCCGUUUCGAUGAUAUAUAUCUCGGAAUAGUGGCCAAGAAAGUCGGUAUUGAACCAACGCACUGUCCAAAUUUUCACUUUUAUAAAAAGAAGUAUACUAAAGUUGGAUACAAGGAUGUGAUAGCGUCUCAUGGAUAUGAUGAUAAAGAGGAACUGAUUAGAGUUUGGAAUGAGGAGAAUUAAUAUUUUUUUUAGUAUCUACUAAGUUAGAGAUUAUAUUUUAUACAGAAAAUAUUGUCACAACAAAGUGAAAAACUUAUUUGCCUUAUUUCUGUAAAUGUAUAGUUUUUAUAUCAGCAUGUACAUUGAAAAAACGUGUAUAUACUGGCAUUUAUAAGUAAUUGCAUCAAAUUAAUGUUGACGACUAUAUAAAUUUUUAACUACAAACUGCAAAUUUUGCAUAUUAUGUGUUAGUACUGAAAGUAUGUGUUAUGUAAGCAUAAUCUGUAUUUCAUUACGUAAUAUUUACACAAACAUUCUUAUAUACUUGAAUAAGUAGAAGUAGAGUAAUAAACAUGUUGCACAUUACUCAUUAGAAAAAAUCAUAGAUAUUUAUGGUAUAAGGUUUUUAUGGUAUAAGCAUAAUCUGCAACUUUUUGCUUAGUGAAUGUGUAUUGAAUUGAAUACCUAUCAUAUAAAUGAUUUUUUUAAAUCAAUCUUAUUUUAAUUUGUAUAAUGGCUACUCUAGUCCACGCCAAUCAUUGGAAAACCAAUUUACUGAUUUAAUUUUCAAUAAUCAAUCUCAUUUUGCUUAUGAUAAUUUCAUAUUGAUUAGAUAUUGGUAUUAUUUUAUUUAUAAAAUAUUAACUGUAAUCAUGUCAUUGCUUUUUAUAUACAAUGUGUCCCUCUACGUUAAUUUUACGAAAUCAGUGUAAGCUAAAAGCAUAGUAAAAAGAGAGAAGUAGACAAACUUCCAACUGACGAGGCGCAGGGUUGCCACUUGUCACAUUGAUAUUUUAAAUUUUUGUAUAAACAGACACCUCACACACCUGCUCAAAACAACGGCGCGGCCCUCACGAGACCGGUAAACGAGUAGGAACCGAGCGGCAUGGCUAAGCGUACAUACAUACAGACAAGACGGCGCGAUGUACCUUUAUUCGAAGAUAACAUACUUCUUUCUUUUUAAUAUGCUAAAAGUCCCUUUCAGCUUAGUAGAUCGACGGUGAGACAUCCUAUAUACAAUAUUAUUUUAUGCUAGGUAUAAUGUAUAUCAAUUUACUCCUGAAGUUAUCACUUCAAAUAAAAAAAAUGGGACAAAUAGUUUACCUACUUCGUAUUUUGGUAUAUAUUAUUAUUAAAUACCUAUGUGUAUUUUUUGUAAUGUUCAUAGUU
Colias croceus (clouded yellow) is the source of this 2157-nucleotide messenger RNA. RefSeq names its product beta-1,3-galactosyltransferase brn. Lineage: Eukaryota; Metazoa; Arthropoda; Insecta; Lepidoptera; Pieridae. The transcript has a single exon. Gene Ontology annotation, molecular function: hexosyltransferase activity; UDP-glycosyltransferase activity. Gene Ontology annotation, cellular component: membrane. The record is from RefSeq and is a predicted model, not a curated record. Bases 1 to 1008 code for a protein of 335 amino acids.